UUAGAUAACAUUCUUCUACGAGAUAACUUCUGCUAUUUAAAUACUUCAGCGAAAGCUCACAUAUUUUCAGUUUGUCAAAGUUCUUGACUGCUUCAGUCUCUCAUUCUUAGUAUGAGUUUGGAAAUGACUUUUGGUGAUCUCAAGAAGAAGUCUAUGAAGGACCAGCCAGAUAAGAAGUCAUUUGGAAAGAAAGUUAAAGGUCGUCGUUUUCUUUCUUAUCCAUGCUGGUGCCCUGCUGCCAUGACUUUGGGUAUCCUUUGCCUGGGAUUGUUGACAACUAUCAUAAUGCUGAAGAAGCAAAUAUUCCAGAUAUCUGACCUCCUAGAACAAUAUCAAGCAAACUUUACUCACCAGGAAAAUGCCCUGGAAGGACAGCUGUUAGCCUAUCGGCAGGCAGAAAAUGAUUCUCAGAGUUCACAGAAGGAGCUCAGAGAAAUAAUAGCUAACCUUCAACAGAAGCUGGAUGAAGGGCACAAAGAGCAAAAGGAACUUCACCAGUUGAACCUGAAUCUCCAAGAUGCUCUGGCGAGAAAGGAAAACUGUUCAGGUCCUUGUCCCCAGGAUUGGAUCUGGCAUGGAGAAAACUGUUACUUGUUUUCCUCUGGACUAUUUAAUUGGGAAGCAAGCAGAAAGAACUGCUCAGCUUUGGGUGCCCAGUUGCUGAAAAUUAAUAACACGAGUGAUCUGGAUUUCAUCAAGCAAGUCAUUUCCCAUUCUAAUCUCCCAUUCUGGACGGGACUGAGUCUGAGGAAGCCCGACAAUUCAUGGAUCUGGGAGGAUGGAUCUCCUUUGAGACCCCACUUGUUGAAAUUUCGUGGUGCUUUCUCUCAUAUGUACCCUUCAGGAACUUGUGCAUAUAUACAGUGGGGAGAUGUUUUUGCUGACAACUGCAUUUUAGUUGCAGCCCGUAUAUGUCAGAAGGCAGCAGAUCUGUUGCACAUACAAUAAAUUUGAGGAAGCUGGAAGAAAAAAUAGACUUUUUCCUGGAACAUAAGCUAUUUUUCAUUUCUCGGGAGCAAAUCAUAGUAGCUUUGAGAACUGAUAGUUAUGAGCCAGCUUCGGAACUCCUUAUCAGAUGCCAAAAUGGGUCUUUUUGGAGACUGAAACUGGGACUCCAGCUUCGUGACACCUUCACCUCAAAAACAGUGAUUCUGUUUAUCCAUCCCAAGCCUCCCUGCCAAGCUCUAGGUCUUUCUUCCCUUUUCUGUUUUAAAAAUUGACUCCUUACCAAGCUUGGGAAGCUACCACAUUCAAUCUUCUCUACCUCAGUGUUGACUUUUACAGCUACAGAAAGGACAAAACAACGUGUGCAUCUGCACAAGGAAGCCAAAUGAGGGGAAACGUGCUCUGGAAGCAGUGUACUUGAAGAAAGAGAACAAAGAACAGAUCACUGUGUAAUCAAGAAUCAUGCGUUCUCCACUUGGAAGACACCAUUUGUUUUUACAGUUGGGGUCCACCUCCAGACUCUACCAUUGAUACAGACCACUCACAUAUUUCGCAGUGACUGUGGUGGCCCAGAAAGUGAUGAGCAAUUUCAUGGACUUUUCUGUGAAAUAAGUCACAAUUCAUUACCAAUCUCUGAAAUUAUAAUUAUUUUUUCACCUUUUCUUUGCCAAAUAGCAGCCCAAUACAGUGUCAGAAUUAUACAAAGUUUGUCCCAGAGGCACAAACAGAACUUUCUCCCCAACGUACAAACUAUUUACAGACACUCUCCUAAAUUCUAACGUAUUACGUAAUAAUUCAGAAAUAUACAAGACCAAAUAUAGUCAAUUCAAGGACAGUUUGAACCAGGUAUAUAAAUAUUGCUGAGCACAAAUAGAUGGAAUUAGAAACUCCCCUUUAUUUUUAGAGCUUCAAUUGUCUUUCCACCCCCUUCAUGCUAUUCUACUUUCAAAGAAACUUUACUAUUUUGCCAUAUAUAACACAUCAGCAAAUCAUAUAUAUGAUGUAUGCCAUAUAUAUAUAUUCUAUAUGAUCCUUAUAAAGACAAGAAUGUUUUCUUUGCUACUAGUCUCUGUAUAAUUGAUUUACAAUAAACUGCAAUUUGAAACAUUUCCCACAUUACAUAUAAACAUAUUCCCCUUAUGAUGAGCAUAUCAACAACCACAAAUUAUUCAUCAUACCCUGCCCCGUGUGUCUUCCCCAGACAACCACUAAUCACCUUUCAGCUUACAUUCUGAAGGGUUUCAUAUGAAUGGAAUCACACUAUACACCCUUUGGGUUUGACCUCUUUUACUUUGAGUAACUUGGGUUUCAUAUAUUUUUGUCUUGUUGCUUGUAUCAAUUAUUUAUUCUUUGUUUAGUGUUGAUUGUCCCUUUGGGGACAUACUACAAUUUAUUUGUUAUGUGUACCUGUUAGUGAAAUUUGGAUUGUUUUAGUUUUGAAUAACUACAAAUAAAGCUAUGAAUGUUCAUGUGGAAGUUGUUGACUGAACUUAGGGCUUCUUUUGUCUUGGAUAAAUACCUAAGAGUGUAAUAUCUGUAUCUAACAGUAAAUAUAUGUUUAGCUACUUGAGAAAGUGCUAAUCUGUUUUUCAAAGUUGCAUCCUUUUAUAUUUCUGCCAGUAGUGUAUAAAUGAUCCAAUUCCACUUUAUCUGUGUCAGAAUUCAGUGUGAAUGUUGUGGUUGAUACACUAUGUCAACUUGAGAAGUAGAAGUUUAACUGAGAGACUCAGCAGGAGCUGAGAUCUUUACUUUGUAAAUAUCUUUAUCCUUUGUAAAAGGAGGGCACAGAGAUUUUGUGAGCGCUACACCAGCCCUGGGGAGGGAGGUGGUAGCCUCUGUACCGUAUAAGGGAGGAGAAAGACUUGUUCCCCACUUUUUGCAUUGGCUGCUUUUGCUUGCUGCUGCCUUGAAGAGUUGUCCCAGUGCCAUGCCACUGUGCCAGCUGAUUAUGGACUGAAAUCUCCACAUACUGUAAGCUAAAUAAACCUUUCCUUCCCUAA
Messenger RNA from Cavia porcellus (domestic guinea pig), 2945 nucleotides. It is a transcript of the gene Olr1, whose product is annotated as oxidized low density lipoprotein receptor 1. Gene Ontology annotation, cellular component: plasma membrane; signaling receptor complex. Bases 112 to 948 code for a protein of 278 amino acids. Gene Ontology annotation, molecular function: low-density lipoprotein particle receptor activity. The transcript has 6 exons. Gene Ontology annotation, biological process: leukocyte cell-cell adhesion; lipoprotein metabolic process. The record is from RefSeq and is a predicted model, not a curated record. Lineage: Eukaryota; Metazoa; Chordata; Mammalia; Rodentia; Caviidae.